CUGCCCGGGAGCAGCGCAGGGCGAGAUCCCCGGGGCUGCAGAGAGAGAGAGCGGGCGCGCGAAACCAGGCACGAUGGAGAUGUACAGCAAGGCAGAGACGCUGGAGCUGCGGAAGAAGCACAUCGGGCCCUCAUGCAAGGUCUUCUUUGCUAAGGACCCCAUUAAGAUUGUGUGUGCCCGUGGGCAGUAUAUGUUUGAUGAGAAUGGAGAAAAAUACCUGGACUGCAUUAACAACGUAGCACAUGUUGGACACAGCCAUCCAGAUGUGGUCAAGGCUGCAGUGAAACAGAUGGAGUUACUCAACACCAAUUCUCGCUUCCUGCACGACAAUCUGGUCCAGUAUGCAAAGCGUCUCACUGCGACCCUCCCAGAGCCUCUCUCUGUUUGCUACUUCGUGAACUCUGGAUCUGAAGCAAAUGAUCUCGCUUUGCGCCUGGCCCGCCAAUACAGGGGCCACCAAGACGUGAUUACACUUGACCAUGCUUAUCAUGGCCAUGUUACAUCGCUGAUUGACAUCAGUCCAUAUAAAUUUAAUCAACUGGGGAAAGAGGCCAAAAAGGAAUUUGUACAUGUGGCUCCUUCACCAGAUAUAUACAGAGGAAAAUAUAGAGAGGACCAUCCAGACCCAGGAAGCGCUUAUGCCGAUGAUGUGAAAAAGAUAAUUGAAGAGGCUCAGAAGAACGGCCGCAAGAUUGCAGCCUUUAUUGCUGAGUCCAUGCAGAGUUGCGGAGGCCAAGUAAUUCCACCUGCAGGCUAUUUCCAGAAAGUGGCAGACGCUGUCCGCAAAGCGGGUGGAGUUUUCAUAGCUGAUGAAGUCCAGGUCGGUUUUGGUCGAGUUGGAAAAAAAUUCUGGGGAUUCCAGCUACAAGGCAAAGACUUUGUGCCUGACAUUGUCACUAUGGGGAAGCCAAUUGGCAAUGGCCAUCCCAUGUCUUGUGUAGUUACCACCAGAGAGAUUGCAGAAGCUUUUGGUGCCUCUGGACUGGAGUACUUCAAUACGUUUGGGGGCAACCCAGUGUCCUGUGCAAUUGGACUGGCUGUUUUGGACGUGAUAGAAAAAGAAGAUCUCCAAGGGAAUGCCACACGUGUUGGAAACUAUCUCACUGGACUACUGAAGGAACAAAAAGAAAAGCAUCCACUGGUGGGAGAUGUCAGAGGUGUUGGUUUGUUUGUUGGAGUGGAUCUUGUGAAGGAUCGACAAAAGAGAACGCCUGCCACUGCUGAGGCCCAGCAUAUUAUCUACAAGCUGAAAGAACAGAGGAUUCUUCUGAGUGCUGAUGGACCUUAUCGAAACAUCUUGAAAUUUAAGCCACCCAUGUGCUUCACUAUGGAAGAUGCAAAGUUUGUAGUUGAUCAGAUUGAUGAGAUCCUCACAGAUUUAGAAGAUUCAACAAUAAACCGGAACAGAGAUGAAUUACCAACAAGUGUACAGAGUAAAAGAAAAAUGCCCACAGAUGGGAGCUCCCAGCUGGAAUGCAUUAACGAAAGCAUAAGCCAUAUCAAUGGAAGUGCCUGCAGACAAAAAAAUGGAUUUUAUGCUGAAAACAACACAGUGCCUUGCAAAAGGAUCAGGACAUGAAAAGAAAAUUCUAUAAAUAAGAAUAACUAUGUACAGUUGGGUUUGUUUAAGGAUGUAUGGGUUUGUGCAAUAAUUGGUAAGAAUAUUGGCUAGUUAUACAUUAUGAUGAAGCAUCCAUUUACUUAUGGUCUAAAUUUGGAGCAUCAUGCUUUGCAGCCACAGUACAACAGUAGCAUGGCCUCAUUUGUUUCAGAUGUCUAGCUGACUGGCAGUCACUGAUGUGUCUUUGUCCUUUUGGAAUCUCAGUGUUCAGUAUUGAGAUUUUAAUAAUUUUCCCAUGUUUUAAUGGUUUAUUUGUUAUACUGUGCAACUUUCUGGUGGGGCAAUUCAUGCCAAUGCUGAAAUAAAUAGAAAUGUUAUCUUGUAAAUCUUGCAUGCAAUCUAACAGAGGACACAUGGGAACAACCAAGAGUGUUCCAUGAAAACCUGCCAAUCAGCUUCUUAGGCUGCCAACCUAUCCACAUUUACAUGGGAGUAAGUUCCACUGAACUCAGUGCAGCUUGCUUCCUGAAUGUGUGGGGUUGCACUGUUGGUGGAGAUGGGAGUGAGUCCAAUCCCACAUUCAAAUGGAUUUCAGAUU
Molecule: messenger RNA, 2159 nt
Organism: Podarcis muralis (Common wall lizard)
Lineage: Eukaryota; Metazoa; Chordata; Lepidosauria; Squamata; Lacertidae
Gene: ETNPPL
Product: ethanolamine-phosphate phospho-lyase
Cellular component (GO): mitochondrion
Molecular function (GO): pyridoxal phosphate binding; ethanolamine-phosphate phospho-lyase activity; transaminase activity
Source: RefSeq, a predicted model, not a curated record